Molecule: messenger RNA, 2459 nt
Organism: Daldinia loculata
Lineage: Eukaryota; Fungi; Ascomycota; Sordariomycetes; Xylariales; Hypoxylaceae
Exons: 1
Coding region: 430-2136 (568 amino acids)
Source: RefSeq, a predicted model, not a curated record
GCUGGAGCAAAACCAGUGCGGCAACCAGCCAACUUCCAUUGUAAGUUCCAGUUAGUAAACGAAGUUUUCCCAUCCCGUCCACUUCAACCCGCAUCAAUACUUCUCCACUUCCACGUAAAACAUCCUCAUUCAUUUGCUUCAUUCUUCAAUCCACCAACAUCCACCAACUCUGAUGUGGCAGAUGUGGCAGUGAUAUUAUCUUACUACUUUCCUCUCCCCUCUUCUGACCGUCCGCGAACUCUUUUGAUUUAGUUCAAAAGAGCAUGUUGCGUUUUCCGAACUAAACCGCCCCCCUCUCUUAUCACCAUCGCCUUUUAACUUAGACGCCUCUACUACUUCGUGUCCAAUUUACUCCCACACCGACUCUAUCUAAUAGAGGGAUUCAAUCACCCUAUCGUCCUCAUCAAUACUCUACUAUCGAAUACAAUCAUGUCCGCUGAUACUCAAACGAACGACUCGCGCCCGAACGGCGUUAUAGAGAUCGAUUAUGACCAUAUUCCUUCCACUCCUCCUGAUGUCACGGGUAUCAUCCACUCUUCAUCACAACAAUCCAUCCCUUCUACCGAAGGUCCAAAUUCGCCUCUUGAUCCAUCUACUUCGUUCAAGACCGAGGUAAUGGAUGACCGUAACCCAUCUUCCCAUAUUAUUCCCUCAUCCUUGACCCCACCUCCCUCGUCUCAGGUUCCUACGGUGAACGGAGCCUCCAACAUGCCUCUGGGUUAUGUUAGCUCACAAAGAGCUAACAUGUUCUCUCCUCCUGCGACGGCACUCCGGACACUUGCACGAGAUGCGAUUUCUGUAUCGGGCUAUGUUGUUCCAAAUUCGGAUCAAAUCGCAGACGCCUCGGCCGACGAGCUCCGUACUUUGGUUCAGACAUGUCUCGCUGAAAACGCGAGGUUGAAGAUGGAGACAGCUCAUCACAAACUACAAUAUAACCUGCUUAGCAUGCAGGCUGACGAUGAUGCAAAGAGAGCGGCGGUAGAGCAUGACAUGACGAGACGGGAAGUCGAGGUACUACGUAUGACUGAGAAUUCCCGUCAGGCUCGACGAGAGCUGGAUGCGGCUACCGAUUCAACUCAAGUCAAAUAUCGAGAACUUCAAGCCCAGUAUGAAAUUGUUGUAAAGGAGAACGAAGCUCUUCAGAAACGCAUCAAAUCUGCCACCAAGAUUAUUCAACAGCAGAGCGAGGAACGCGACAGCUUGAUUGACGAGCGUGACAUGCUUCUCAAUCGCAUUCGUGAAAACAGGGAACAUUUCCAUAUGCUCUGCAGUCCCGGUGGAGUAUUUCACGGCGCCUUAACCCCGAAGACUCCCGCAGCCGCUUCACCUCAACAAUACCGGGCCACACCACGACAGACGCCCAAAGCCAUCCAUCGAGAUGUCCGUCACGAUAAUGAUACAAACCAGGCUGGGUUUGCUGCUCUUCUCCAAGCUUUGAGUCAUGAUAACAGUGCACCAUCUACCCCAAUAGCAACCGGUCGACCUACACUACGAGCGCCUCCAAGGCACACUCGUGGAGUCCAAUCGCUAUCGUCUCUCCCUACUACGCCGAUUGCACGCCCCCGCGGAGAGUACUCGGGUUUACUGCCUUCUGUUGAUCUGGUACCGCAGACUGAACCCCCAAACCGGUACGGCAGCGGUCGGUAUGGUUUAGAGACACCGGUUCAGAAAAGAGGGCGUCAAAGCCGAGAAAGUACUAUAUCCGCCGACGACAAUGAGGAGCUCGCCCGCGCAGCCCUAGAAUCUGUAGCAGCAGCUACUCAGUCUUACAUGUCGCAAGGUUCGCGAGCGUCCCGGCGGAGAGAUGAGGAAGAGGUGUUUGAGAGCCAGGCCAGCCAGGCAGCAUCCGAAAUGCUACGCCGUGACCCGCGGGAGAGCUUUGAGGUUGCUAGCUCGGUUGGAUCGCGCGAUGGUACGCCGGUACCGGCGGAGAAAUCUGCUAAACUACAAUCGAAGUUGUUCGCGGGUCUGAAUAAGGCCGGGCUCGCGGCAGAGAAGCGAAAGUUUAGCGCCAGCACGGAGGGUAACGAGGGCCGCCGAGAAAACGCCGUGAGUCCUAAGAAGAUGAGAUACGGAGGGAACACGGAGGCCAAUGGCCGUGUUGGGCUAGGGAUUCGCUACGGCCAGGCAGCUUGAAAAGUUUUUGUUUGAUGGGCUUUUUGAAGGGUUUCUGGGAGGGGUUUUGGCGGAUGAGAAGGGUCAUAGUUGCUUGUGGUUUGGGCAACGGCAAGGCUGAAUUGGGAUUAUCAUUCAUGCUUUAGGCUCCGAUGAUGACGAGAAUGAAUGAGGUCUGUAUUAUACCCGGUUUUGUUGUGGCGGCGCUUGGGUCUGUUUGAUUCUGGGCUCCGAGCGCACUUAUACGGAAGAGUCUCGAAUCGUCGCAAUGGGGAUUCUUGUACUGUUUACUACGGCGCCUUAUGCAAUGGGCAAUAGGCAAUGGGCAAUGGGCAAUGGGCAAU